AUGAGUGACCAUGCAUGGCAAAAGACUGAAGCGAGCGGCGUCAUGCUGUUCAUGCCGCUGGCUGGAGCUGAGGGACACACCACGCAGCAGCAGCUUUCCAGAUUGAGCGUCUGUGAAGAUGAGACUCAAGACACCCCCAAUACGGAGUGUGUGCGCGAUGAACCACUUCCAAGCUUACCUCCAUUACAAGGACAGUUAUACAGUCAGUUCAACAUAGAGUCAGAGGACGAGCAUCUUUCGGAUAGGUCAGAGUCUUCAGCCACUCUAUCUAUUCACUCCAGCGAUUUGGUGUUCUCACCCGAUUCCUCGACACUAUCAACGCCUUCUUCGUCGAUGAAUCCUUUCUUUGAACAAUUAAAGAUGUUCGCAAAUUCUUCUUCUGGAGACGAAACUCCAAAUCUAUCAACAUCUAAGUCUUCCCUCGAAACGGAUACCGACGAUUAUGAUUCUGACCGAACCGAUUUCCUGUUGACGCAGAAGUCACCCUGUCCCCGCAGAGUGCAACUGCCUCAUCAACAUCGAACAGCAACGAGAGGUCAUUUCAGGAGCUCCAAGCAGGCCAAAGUCAAGAAUUCUGUCGUCAGACGUUUAGACUUUGGCAGGGUCAGUAAUAACAAGAUUUUUAAAGCGACAAAACAACAUACUCAGUCAUCAAGCAAAAGCGCAUCCAAGACAUCGCUAGAGAAGCUACGAGAAAUUGAGGGGAAGCCACGACACCCUUGGUGCCCUGAUGACAAAAGGUUACUACUCAUAAUCCACAGAUGGUUCUGGGCGACCGAUUAUGCUGAAGUCACGGCCCUCUUCAACCACAUCACUGGGUUGGAUCUAGAUAAGAGGAAACUCGAUGCCGAGUUCCGCGAUAUCAAGUCAUACGGUAGUCGAGGAAGCCAUGAGUGGGGCCAAGUGUUCGACGAAGUCUCAUUCGAGGAUCCAAGUGGCACAUAUACAGAGAUUCGUGGCAAAGUUGAUGCAGCUGCCAAAGCCCUUCAAAUCGACUUUCAAAGACGUGAAGAGGAAGAAGAUUUUAACCCCGGCUCGGCAGCCAAAACUUCUACGAAGUCCAGAAAGCGGUACAAGCAACGCGUCAGACUAGUCGCCCAGCAAAAGAAGGCUGAAGCUACCAUCGGAUCAUCAGCAGAGAAGAUUUCAGUUCGAGUGCCAAAACUGGGCGGCGUUCCACUGGUUAUGCAGGACUGCUCUGGAGACAUCGAUAUUUUGAGCGAUGUCGAAGACGAACCCAUUAUAUACUGCGAGCCGGUUUUCAAGAAACCUACCGCAGCUUUUGAGCCCCAUAUACCUCCAGUACCUACGAAAUUACCUCAUCUUGCGUUCAGGGUUUGGGAUAGUUCGAGUCGCACAAAGUUCACCAAUGAAGGGAGCUUCAUCGCUGAAAGCUUCAUGGAUGCACCUAGUCCACUACCAGCUCCUAUACCCCCGAAUGAUGUAUAUGGAUUGUGGAAGUAUUUCGCAGCACGCCAUCUCAGUAAAAAAGGGGCGUUACCUCUAUUUGUGUCAACGGCGGUCUCGCUCUUACAGGUCCUCCGAUAUGCAACCGACAUGAAGCGUCCUAUGUGCGCCAUUAUCGACCUACGUGCGCCAUGCCUCCAGGAGUUUGAAUACCAGAUGCUGCAUGCAUAUGACGUAUUCCCUUGGCUCCAAACACGAGGCUUGACGAGAUGGGCCAGGUACAAAGGAAACGGAGAGUACUUCGUAUGGGCAAAGGUCCCGAAGAAUGCCAUCUUGCACGUUUUCGAGUUACAAGAGCUAUGGGAGCUGGCGGCAUCUAGCCCUACGUACACAACCUUACUCUGCCCAGAUGCGUUUAAUCUAAAGCUCAAGACGGCUGCGCUGGCCUCCGCUAUUAGGCGCAAGCGACAAUGCUUUCUCGACAUAAGCAUCGCUGGAGCUAUGGCCCGCAUCGGUGUCCUUUUCGGAAUGAACAAGCUUAAUGUCACUGAUCAGCAUGUUUCUGAGUUUGUUGCUCAAUUACUCUGCGCACUCCAAAUUGAACGACAUUCAGCGAGCGACAUUCACAGUCUAAGUUCAAUUGCUGCGUCUUUUGCAUUUGCUCUCCGACAUAAGAAGCAUAGCCACCAAAAGAUCAUGUCUGCAUUCUUGGACGGAGUAGUUCAGGGUACAGAGGCCACUGCACGGUUCCGUCCAAAGAGUGUGAAGAGGCGUCGAAGCCGUAUCGUUUGA
This is a messenger RNA of Cucurbitaria berberidis CBS 394.84, 2199 nucleotides long. RefSeq lists its product as uncharacterized. The record is from RefSeq and is a predicted model, not a curated record. Lineage: Eukaryota; Fungi; Ascomycota; Dothideomycetes; Pleosporales; Cucurbitariaceae. The coding region runs from base 1 to 2199 and encodes 732 amino acids. The transcript is spliced from 4 exons.